Messenger RNA from Dermatophagoides farinae (American house dust mite), 2231 nucleotides. Its product is annotated as D-ribitol-5-phosphate cytidylyltransferase. Gene Ontology annotation, molecular function: D-ribitol-5-phosphate cytidylyltransferase activity. Gene Ontology annotation, cellular component: cytosol. Gene Ontology annotation, biological process: isoprenoid biosynthetic process; protein O-linked glycosylation via mannose. NCBI's taxonomy places the organism in Eukaryota, Metazoa, Arthropoda, Arachnida, Sarcoptiformes, Pyroglyphidae. The record is from RefSeq and is a predicted model, not a curated record.
UACAACGCGGGCAAUUUCUUUAAAAUGUUGCAAGUUAUAUUUAUGGAAUUUUUUCAGAAAUUUUUUCUAUUUAUGUUUUGAGCUGUUUAUGGUUGCGACAAACUAAUUUAUUCAAAUGUUGUUUAAUUAUUCACAUAAAGUAUAUUGUUAUUGUUAUUAUUAAUUUUUAAGAUUCUUCAGAAAGCAAAACAAUUCAACGCUUCGCCAAAUGCAGUGAAUUUUUGUGCACAUGAAUCAAACGAAAUGUGGCUGAAUCGAAAUUCUUGAAUACGAAUACCAUAAAUAUUGAAUGUAAUUUAAGCCACGUCUUGACGCCUCAAUAAACAUAAACUAACAAGAAUCUCGAUUAGCUGACCUGUUUUCGAUUCUAAUCUCAACAAGAUUUGUCAUCAGCCUCUUUAAACAAUAAAGCGAUCACUAAGGCAGAUUGUUUGGUGAUACAUUGGGCUGUUUAAAAUUUUUUAUACUUAUAAUCAAAUGAUCACGUUUUAGAAAAUCUUGUGCAAGAAUUGUGGAAAUAUUUUGUUUUCUAUAAGAGGCCAAAAAUAGAACAACAAUAAUUACAUGAAUAGCAAUAAAAAUAAAAGUUUUAUUUAUAAUUCACGAUUUUCUGGCUUGAUGACGAUAUUGCUCUCGUAAGUUGUUGAACAGAAAAAAAAUGCCAGCUAUCUUUUAUCGCCAUCAUUCAUUAUUCAGCAAAUAUGUUCAUUGCGUUAAAUCGUCUUCAAAGAGUUGUUGAUCUUCAAUGCAGAACGGUCAGCAUUAAACAUGGCAUCAUCAUCAUCAUUGAUCAACGUGAAUUCAUUUAAAUUUAUGGUCAUCAUACCGGCAGCCGGUUCAAGUGAACGUUUUUGUGCUUCCAAUUCUUCAUCGAUGAUUACCAAUGAAGCAUCGACGAAAAAUAGAACUCGAUCACAAUCGUUGCCACCAUUUUUCAACAAAAAAUCAACAUCAUCAUCUUCGACGGAAAAACAAUAUACGGUCAUCUGUAAUAAGCCACUCAUCUAUCACACAGUGGCCGCUUUUCUAAAGUUAAAAUGGAUCGAUCACAUUUUGGUGAUGACAGCACAAAAUUCCAUGCCUCAAAUGCAAGAGAUUUUGUUAUCGUUGGCUAAACAACAGCAAAAACGAUUCAAUAUAGUACCCGGUGGUUCAAGUCGUCAUCGUUCGAUUAAAUUUGGCCUUGACUUUAUCGAAGCAAAACGAAUACAACCCGAUUUUAUCAUCGUACAUGAUGGAGCGCGACCUUACCUAGAUGAACAGGUUCUCCAUCGUUUAGUCAGCGAAUGUUAUCAGCACGGUGUGGCAGGUGUAUUUUGUCCUCUCACAUCGACAAUCAUUGAGCCACAAAAGGAAACAUUCAUGUUGAAUCGAGUUCUGGAUCGUUCUCGAUAUGUGGCGAGUGAAACGCCACAAGCUUUUCGUUAUAAUUUAUUGGUCAAUGCAUAUCAGAAAUGUUCGACCGAUGAUCUGGAUAAUAAUACGGAAUGCUUAGAUCUAGUCAAACGAUAUUGCAAAUUUGAUGCUAAACUAAUACCAGUCGAACCUUCUCUUUAUUUUAAAGUCACAUACCGAAAAGAUAUUUAUGCAGCUGAUCAUAUCUUGAAAGAACAGCGAAAUAUUCUACUCCAUUGCGAUUUUGAUUGUGAAAAGCCUAAUGUUAAUUAUAAAUUCAUCAAGGAACUUAAAGAUGAUCUGAUAUCUAGCUUUGUCAAUGUGAAAUAUUUUUCUGAUUCUGUAAAGCUCAAAAAUACAUUGGUUGCUCAUUCUCCUGGAACGGUUCACGUAUUGUUACAUUAUUGUGAAAAUUGGAGCCGAGUUAUCGAACAAAAUUUGGCUGCAUAUGAAAAUCUGGUCUAUAUUGUGGUCAAUUCAGAUACCGAUGAGCAUAAUCUCAAUGAUUAUGCCUCUAACCGUUUGUUAAAAUGGGCUCGUUCAGCUAAAUCGAAAGAAAUUCGGAAUUUCUAUCUAAUAUUCGCUCAUCUCAAGGAUUUGGACCAGGAAAGUUCACGAAUUCGUAAUAUUGCCGUCUACCUGAGCAAAGAGCUACCAUUUGAAUUUUCAGGGCAAACUUUUUUCAUCUAACAUUGAAAACAAAAAAACAAUUAACACAGACAGAACAUUCCAGAAUGAAACAUUUUUUAAUUCCCAUUAAAUCAAUUUUUCUUUUUUUUUUGUUGAUUCACAGGAGAAACAAAUAUUAAUUUAAUAAAUAUAAAUAGAAUCAUACA